Rotaria sp. Silwood2 is the source of this 796-nucleotide messenger RNA. NCBI's taxonomy places the organism in Eukaryota, Metazoa, Rotifera, Eurotatoria, Philodinida, Philodinidae. The record is from the annotation of a GenBank genome assembly.
AUGUAUUCUACCCCACAACAAUCUCAACCAACACCAAUGAAUACCGGUCAAGCUUAUGUACCCACGUCUUAUACAACAAACGAUCAAUAUACGCUUGCUCAAAAUGGAAGUUACUCGAAUGAUCAAGUGUUAGUACAACAUUGGUAUAAUAAUAAUGGUCAAUCCAUUGAACAAACACGUCAAGUGGCUGCUAAUCAGCUUUCUGUACCACUUGGAGGACAACAGUCUCUCCAUCACCAGCAACAACCGUUGCAACAACAAUAUGUUACUUCAAAUCAAGGAAUCCAACAAUGCAUGCCACCAUUGAUGGGACAACAAGUCACGUACCAACAACAAGCACCAAUGCUGUCUCAUUACAUAGCAUCAAAUAACGCUCUCCCUUCUUCAAUGUUGAUGAGUCAGCCGAUGGUGACGUCGACUCCAGGACCAACUAUUGUGAGCGAUCAGAUGGCGCAAGUCUCUAAGAGACAAAUUGAUGAUGUAAGUAGAUCCUGUGACACAAGUAUCAAUCAACAACAACAAGCUGGUCAGCAACUUCUUCAACGUCAGGAAAUUCGAUAUUAUACACCAAAGAAGUUGAAGACAGUAACAACAAACGGGAGAAACUUUAAUGAUGUAGCAUACAAACCGCAGAGAAUUCGUCAAAGUCAGCCAGACAAUAUUGGACAAGCUUUCAAUUCUGUUCAGGCAAACGGACACACAGUCGAAAUAUCAUCGGCUGCAUGCCGAUUCGCAUCAACAAGAUACCCUUUCUCUCCGUUUCGAAUCUCAUUUAAAACAGUCGUAAAAGACAAAC